This is a messenger RNA of Symbiodinium natans, 4590 nucleotides long. The record is from the annotation of a GenBank genome assembly. NCBI's taxonomy places the organism in Eukaryota, Dinophyceae, Suessiales, Symbiodiniaceae.
AUGACCAGCCUCUUGAAGUCCGUGGCGGCCUUCAAAGAGCGGGCCCUUGAGUGCGGGCUCACGGAAGCAGAGUGUGAUGCUCUCGUCGCCCGAGGGGUGACGACGUUGUCAGCUGUGGCUUAUGCGGUUUCGACCCCAGGUGUGAAUCCCACUGAGCCAGCCCUCCGUGGGCUCCUGAACCAGGCUGAUCCAGAUCAAGUCACAGUGGGAUCCCUUGCAGCCAUACGACGCCUUGUCUUCGAAAGCCAGACUCUAGCGAUAGCAGAGGUUAAACUGGCAAUCGAGGGCUCCGAUGGUGACAAAAGGUCGGAGCUUGCCCCAGCUGAGCGGGCCAGCCGCAUUGCAUCCCAAAAGACCAGGCUCGCAGGUUAUGACCUCAGUGGCACCAUGGAAGUGGCACACUCGUGCUACACCUAUGUAGGCGCCAUGCUUGACAAUGACACCCCAUUUUACCUUGAACCCCACAAGUUCAUCACCCGUGCUCAGGAGAUUGCCCACGAACGGCCGGGCAAAGAGAUUGUCUUAGAUGCUUCAAAGCUCACAGUGCGCGAGAAGACAAAUUUCCAUAGGAUGCAAAUCCAGAAUGAACUGCAGCUCUCUCAGGCAUUCACAAGACGAAGCCUUGCGUGUGAUUUGAUGGGUGUCGUCACCUUCCGUGUGCAGGAGAAUUGGCAAAAGUUCCUGAUGGACAGACUUGCUGAAUCGCCACCUCCUGGUUUCAGGCGCAUCACCAUGGAGCAGGUUUUGCGCGCAGAUCGUCAGGCAUGGCAGAAGCUUGCUGAGAUCGUGCCCUCCAUCAAGCGCACAGCUGCAGGCACUUUACCCCUUGAUGCGGUUUUCCCAAAUCUCCCGAAUGAAGGUGCCAUUUCCUUUUACCUCUUGCCCACCAAGUUCAAUGAUCAUGAUGACAAGCCUCCAAAGUCUGGGAAGGGUCCCGGCAAGGGUGAUGGCAAGAAAGGGGGGCGUGGUACGAAGCGUGAUGCUGAUGGUAAAGAGAAAGUUCAGCCCGAGCUGCCUGAUGCCCUCAAGGACAUCCCCAACCUUAUGCGCACAACGGGCAAAGGGAAACGCUUGUGUUGGUCGUUCAACAUUAAAGACCGUGGCUGUAAGCAUGCCAAGCCCGGCAAGGCCUGUCGCUUUGGGCACCACCUUUGCAUGAGGUGUGGCAAGGAUGCCGGGUGUCCGCCACAGUUUGCUCAUGUUGCUGAAAUCUUUGCAUGUGAAUGUCUUUCGAAAGGGAAGAAGCUUCAACGUUCAGAUGUGGAGCAUUUGUACGGCUUGCUUCCCAGCGAGAACUCCUCACCCCGUGAGGAUCUUGGUGAUUGUGGUUCUUCUUUCAUCACUGGUGCUUUCUCCAAGGGAGGGAUCGUAGGUCUUCGGUUCAAUACCCGGGCCUACCCUGCAUCUACUGCGUUGCUCUUUCAGUACCUCCGUCAAGAACUUCCUGAUUUUGCGUGUAGCACGAUUGCUCUUUUUAAGAAUACCUUAACAGCUGUUCACACGGACAGCAGAAAUGGGCGACACCCCAAUGCUGCCCUGCCCAUUUCAUCCUUUUCCCAAGGCCAAAUCUGGAUCGAGAGCCCGUCGGGCACGCACCCGAUGACCAUCGAUGAUUCAGUAGUGCCUGGAGAGCUUUUGCCUGUGAAUGAGAAGCCAGUUGUGUUUGAUGCAUGGCGCCUGCGCCAUUGCACCAUGCCCUGGAAAGGGACAAGGUUAAUCCUUGUUGGCUUCAGUGUUGCUCGCUCGCAUAGCCUGUCAGCGCACGACAAGCAGAUCUUGUCCGCCGUGGGAGUGUGCCUUCCCCCUUCUGCGCAUUCAACAUGUACUGCCCCAAAAGCCCAGCCCGUUUCUUGUCAGGAGAUGGACCACCUGGCUCAGGUCAAGCAACGACUGGCUGGGCGCCCGCUUGCAAACCUGUUCUUCAUCCAGAUCUUUGCCCGUGAAGGGGCGCUUUGUGCAGCUGUUCGCAAAUCGGGUCUCUCUGGCAAAGGGAUUGACUUCAAGGUCCAGGGUUCUGUUCGGUGUCCGGUUGUUCCCCUUGACCUUUCAACGCCCCAAGGUCUUCAACUUACGCUGAACAUUCUCCAGCAACAGCCUGUUGCUGCAGUGCACAUCACACCUCCACUGCAUUCCUGGCACCACAUGUUGCCUUCGGCCUUGCCUGUGGUCGAUGCCACAGUGACGAUCAUCAACUCUUGCAGGGAUCUGGGGAUUCUGUGGAGUGUCUCUGGACCCUCCGCAACCAAGCUCUGGCCUCCUGUGCUGCUGGAGGCGCUGUCGUCAACCUGCGCAACACGUACGCAGCUUGAUCUUUGUAUGUUUGGUGCGGGUUGGAAGUUACCGACUGUGAUCUUCCACAGCUUCAGUGCCCUGUGUACUCUGGGUGUGUCUUGCUCUGGUAAUCACGCCCAUAACAUGAGUUCUCAGCCCAAACUCGGUUUGCCGCCCCUCUUCUGUGCGGCAUUUGUGGAGUGCCUUCUCAAGCAGCUCUUCGAUCUGGGUGUGCAACCCCCGGCAAAGUCUUUGCCUGAGCCCCUCGUCUCUGAGUUUCGAUGCCUCAUGACGUUGACUGGUCCUUCUGAUGCCCUUCCUGCUGCCAGUGCGAACUGUACAUAUGGAAUUCCCUGGUCCCCAGCUGAGUUUCGCGAUGAGGCCCUUAAGAGGGGCCACCCCAAAAGACUGGAGUGUGGUGUUCCCGACCUCCUCAAGUCUGUCCUUGAUAAAAUGGUCUCGACCCCUUAUGCUGAGAUUGCCAAGGACCGUACGCAAGCCAUGAGGAGGUGGCUUCUUCGUGCCAAGGAGUUGAGAGACACCGAGUCGCCCUUUGAGACUCCUCAGCACUGCCGCGAGAUCUUGAAGAACAAGUCUAUGUCCCUGUUUGCUGAGAUGCUGGAGGGUGCAGCAUAUCCGGACAAAACGUUGGUGGAAACCAUGUGUUCGGGCUUCGACCUCUUGGGCCAGAUUCCUGCUUCCUCUGUGCUUCCCAGCAAACAUACUGAUGCAGUGCUCACCGUUGAGGAGGUUCGAGCCAUGACCCCGGAUGUUCGGUGUGCUAUCCUUCAACCCACAAGCAAGAUCAAUGACCCCGAGCUCAUUGCAGCGGUGCACCAACUCACCCUUGACGAAAGGGACAAAGGCUGGCUUCGUGGGCCGAUCGACCUCUCUGCUAUACCCGACGACUCGAUCAUCACCAGGCGGUUUGGCAUCAAGCAAACCAGCAGCGACGUUCACAAAGGGCAGGUGACGAAAAUCCGUCCCAUCGACGACUUCACUCAGUCGCUUGCCAACCUGACCUGUGGCGCUACAGAAACGAUAGCCCCCCACGGUGUCGACGUCAUCUGUGCUGGCCUGUCCUAUCGGAUCAGACGUGGUAAACAACUUGGUUUCCGACCGAAGCUUGUCAGUCGGGCAAUAGACCUGAGGAAGGCCUAUAAGAAUCUGCCACUUUCCUGCGAGGCACUCAGAGACUCGUAUUUGGCAGUUCGCAACCCUCUGACUUCUACCUUUGAGUUUUAUCAGUCGCUGGUCCUUCCUUUUGGUGCUCGCCCAGCAGUUCAAGGCUUCUACCGCGUAGCGGCCGGCAUAUGGCAUCUUGCGCUUUUCUACUUUGCCUUACAUUGGACACAGUUUUUCGACGAUUAUUUUCUUGUUGCAGGCGAGGCAGAGAAGACGCAUGUGGACCUGAUCCAGUCGGCAUUCUUUGCCCUUUUGGGCUGGGAGACUGCCUCGGAAAAAGAUUCUGGAUUUGGAUACGUUACUCGCGCCUUGGGGGUACAGAUCGAUCUGUCGGACUGCCGUCUUGGCCUGGUCAAGAUUAGCAACACGUUGGCCAGGCGCAAUGAGCUGGAACGGCUGAUUGAUGAUAUCCUGGCCAGCUCUUCUGUCUCGGGGUCCACCCUCACCUCCUUGAGGGGGCGGCUUCAGUUCUGCGACAACCAGAUCUUUGGAAGGUUGGCAUCUCUGAAGCUUCGAAUCCUCUCAGGCUACUGUGAUCGCAAGGGCCAUAUUCGCGUUGAUGCACCCUUGAAAGAUGCACUUAAUUUCCUUCGAGAGCAUAUAGUGCUGGGCCCAGAGAGAAUUGUCCACUGUGCAUUCAGGAACUGCUUUCAUGUGUACUCCGAUGCCUCCUUUGAGCCCAGCGGUGGUGGAGUGGGUGCCCUGGCUUACAACUCGCUGGGUCUCCUCCUUGGCUGGUUCGGCGAAGAGCUCUCCUUGGAGACCAUGGCUGUCAUUAAUCCAGAUGGGAAGGCCACUCUCAUCUACGAGCUGGAAUGCUACGCUGCAGUCAUGAGCCUCCUUAGGCUAGGGAGUUCGUGGAGCGAUGCUGAUGUGAUACUCUUCUUGGACAACGAGGCCUCGCUAGCCUCCUUGAUCAACGGGAGAUCCGAUUCGUUGUUUGUGCAAAGCCUUCUCGGUGCUCUCUUUGAGUGGGAAUGUGAAACCAGAUGCAAUGUCUGGUUUGAGCGAGUUCCCAGUCAUAGCAAUCCAGCCGACGAUCCCUCUAGAGGCAUCUUUCCGAUGCAGACCGGACUUCGUGCAAGGCUUGACGCCAGGAGCGAUCUCGUGCUUCACGCCGUUGGCCCUUCCUAA